Aspergillus puulaauensis is the source of this 1317-nucleotide messenger RNA. It is a transcript of the gene gliI, whose product is annotated as aminotransferase gliI. Bases 1 to 1317 code for a protein of 438 amino acids. The transcript is spliced from 3 exons. NCBI's taxonomy places the organism in Eukaryota, Fungi, Ascomycota, Eurotiomycetes, Eurotiales, Aspergillaceae. Gene Ontology annotation, biological process: amino acid metabolic process; biosynthetic process. Gene Ontology annotation, molecular function: transaminase activity; pyridoxal phosphate binding. The record is from RefSeq and is a predicted model, not a curated record.
AUGGCACAAAGGACUAUCCAAUCUAAGCGCUCUGUAGCAAGGUUGGACGGGCUAAAAGGCUUUGGCUUGUCUUCCACACAGCAAUCGCCCCCGAAACGGCGCCGUGUCGAAUCACCAAUCGAUCUAUCGAUAGCAGAAAAUUGGUCAAUCCGGCCGGAGCUCGUAUCGCUCUUUCAGGAUGUGAUCAAGAACAAUCUAGCCGCGGAGCACCUGUCCUACAGUGACAGUCAGUUUGGAGACACAAAGACGAUGCGAGCGCUGUCCGCCUUUUUUAACGAAUACUUUGGGGUUUAUCAUCCGGUUGAGCCAUCACAAAUUGCUCUUGCACCCGGCUCAUCGAGUUCCCUGGCUGGCUUGCUGGGCCAGAUCUGCGAUGCGGGCGAGGGGGUUCUCGUGCCGGCUCCUUUCUGGAGUAAGUCGCUCUUCCCAUCGAGAGAAAAACGGCUUAAGAUAUCUGCAGAUGGCUUCGACUUUCAUUUUGCAGUCCACGCACAGGUCCAUCCCGUCGUCGCACGCUUGGACAAGAUUGAGCGCGCGUUCGAUGCAGACGCCAUCUUAGCAUCGUUGACUCUAGCAUACGAUGAAACGCCUCUUCGAACUCGCGCCCUCGUCCUGACCAACCCUGGAAACCCCCUUGGCCAAUGCUAUGAUACCGACGUACUCCAGCGCUGUGCAGAAUUCUGCCGAGAACGCGAUCUGCAUUUUAUCUGCGACGAGGUUUAUGCGCUCUCUUAUUUUGCUACGCCUGCCGAGAGCCGUGUGCCCUUCCAAUCCAUAUUGACCUUGGAUCCAGCCUCCUUGGGAUGCGAUCAGUCGCGCAUGCACAUGGUGUGGAGCUUGAGCAAGGACUUUGGAUGCAGUGGACUUCGUUUGGGAUGUGUAGUCUCGCAGGCGAAUCCAGAUCUGAUCCUUGCCCUCCGCCUGCCCACGAGCACCGAAGUAUCCGCCUUGACUACCCUCUGUGCAGCCGCACUCUUAACCUCUCCGACGCUGUCGGACCUUGUCGCCAUGAAUAAAAAACGACUUGCCGACUCUUACAAGGCGAUGACCCAGGUUCUCGAGGCGCACAACAUACAGUACGUACCAGCAAUCGCAGGGCUAUUCGUCUUCGCGCGCUUGAAGCCCGAGGCUACUGCAAAGGAGGAAGCCGAAUUUGUACGGAGAGUAAGGCAACAAGGGCUCAUUAUCAGUCCCGGUCAAGCUUAUCAUAUUGGUCAGGAACACGGGGGCUGGUAUAGGCUGACGUUCUCUUUGCUAUCCGAGCAGCUGAAGAAGGCACUGGCAAUUCUGGACCAAUGUUUGGCAAAUAAUAAAUAG